AAGCGAAAGAAGAAUCUGAGCUAGAAUCUUCUUGUUCGUUAGAAGCGGAUUCUGCAUUAAGGAAUAGUUUUCAGCUAAAGACUAAUCUUUUGAAUCAGCUGAGAAGAACCCGUCAAUUUUCGUGUUUAACUUUAGGCUUGAGCUCGGAUAUUUGCAACAACAGCAAUUCUUUAUUCUUCAAAAAUAGUUCCAUUCAAAAGCCAUUGCUUAAAAUUAUCCCUUUGAAAGUCCCGUCUCUUCGACGACAAGUACACAUCUUCAAUGAUCAACCUCCAAUUCGUCGUACACCUCCACCACCAAUUAGCCAGUAUAGACGGUUUCAACAGGCACCACCUUUCUAUCAGAAACAAGUCUUUUGGGUCUAUACUGGGGCGAUAGGCGGCCUUGCUGGCGUAUAUUACUAUAAUCACCUGGAAACUGUGCCAAUGACUGGACGACGGCGGUUCAUUGAUAUCACACCAAAACAGGAGGAACUCAUGUCCCAACAGGCUUACCGUCAGAUAAUGUCAAUAUAUCGUGGCAAAAUUCUAUCACCCUUGUCCCUCCAAACACAGUUUGUGCGUGGAGUCGCCGAGAGAAUAAUAAAAGUUAGCGGGAUGGAACAUCUGAAUUGGGAGUUUCAUGUAAUUUCCUCACCAGAAAAAAAUGCAUUCGUUCUUCCAGGUGGCAAAAUUUUUGUGUUUACUGGCAUUCUACCGAUCACUCAAAAUGAAGAUGGAAUGGCCGCGGUUUUGGGACACGAAAUUGGACAUCAGAUAGCCCGUCAUAGCGCAGAAAAGCUUUCUUUUGUUAAGGUUUUGUUUUUUACUCAAAUUCUCCUCAGUUUAAUAUUUGAUCCAGGUUUAUUAAGUCGCGUGUUUUUUGAACUUGGAAUAAUGAUGCCUUUUUCGAGAAAAUGUGAAACAGAAGCAGAUUAUAUUGGGCUCCUAUUAAUGGCUCAAGCAUGUUUCGAUCCCAGGGAAGCAAAAAACGUUUGGAAAAGGAUGGAUCAAGCACAAAAAAUUGCGCCACCGCAAUUUCUAAGCACCCAUCCAGCCAAUAAAAAGCGCAUUCAAAAAAUUGAAGAAUGGAUGCCCGAAGCUAUGCAAAAACGUGCCGGUAGUGACUGUGAACAAACUAUGGAGGGCUUUAGAGACGCGUUUGAUCAAAUGAGAGGUCAAUGGGUUGUUUAUUGA
Messenger RNA from Ambispora gerdemannii, 1175 nucleotides. Lineage: Eukaryota; Fungi; Glomeromycota; Glomeromycetes; Archaeosporales; Ambisporaceae. The record is from the annotation of a GenBank genome assembly.